This is a messenger RNA of Heteronotia binoei (common prickly gecko), 595 nucleotides long. RefSeq names its product zinc finger and SCAN domain-containing protein 31-like. NCBI's taxonomy places the organism in Eukaryota, Metazoa, Chordata, Lepidosauria, Squamata, Gekkonidae. The transcript has 2 exons. The record is from RefSeq and is a predicted model, not a curated record. The coding region runs from base 74 to 583 and encodes 169 amino acids.
GGGGGAGGAAGGGAAGACGCCUCCUUGCAGCGAGAUCCCGGGAAGGCUUCCUCGCGACCAAAUAAGUAAAUGAAUGUUUCCAGAGUUGGAGGCUGCCCAAGAGGAAAGGAAGGAGAUGGAAGAGGACCCAGAAGGACCUGGAAUUGGCAAGGAGUCAAGGAAAGGCCCCCAUCCCAUGCAAGUGGGAAGUGGUGCUGAAUUUUGGGAAAGAGCUGAGCCAGAGGUCUUGCCUCGGGAGACUUGGACUGCAGAUGGGCACAGCCAAAGGUUUAGGCACUUCUGCUACCAUGAGGCCAAUGGGCCCCGAGAGGUUUGCAGCCAGCUCCAUGGACUUUGCAGGCAGUGGCUGGAGCCGGAGAGGCACACCAAGAAGCAGAUCGUGGACCUGGUGAUCCUGGAGCAGUUCCUGACUCUCCUGCCCCAGGAAAUGCAGGGCUGGGUCAGAGGAUGUGGGCCGGAGACCAGUUCCCAGGCGGUGGCCCUGGCCGAAGGUUUUCUCCUGAGCCAGGCAGAGGAGAAGAGGCAGGCAGAACAGGUGAGGGAGCUUCAUGCCGUCCCUUCAAGCUGUGACCUUCCACCUUAGCCUAAGGCCUCC